UUGAACUGAAGGACAUUGGUUUAAGCCACGACGAGGCCUCUCUCUCUCUCUCUCUCUCUCUCUCUCUCUCUCUCUAUAUAUAUAUAUAUCUGUCUCUAUCUCUAUCUAUCCAUCUCCUUCUGCUGCAGCAAUGCUCUCGACGACUCGUCCAAAACCGCGACAAACAGACCGGGAAAGGGCGCAAUUACCUGAACUCGGACCGGUAGUCGGCUGGACCUCGCGCACACGCACGCGCCAAAACCUUGGCCGUAAAAGGGUUGUUCGCGCCCCUAAACGUGCAACGAGCUGGAACGACACCCGAACCUUGGAUAGAAGUCAUUGUUUAUACGGUUCGUAUACAUGUAUGUAGAUGGAUACGUGUACAGUGCAGUGGCCAUCAUCUCGGUAAGGCAGUCGCUCCCUGUCUUCAACAACAUUGUCGUCGGUUUCGUAUGUCUGCGCGAUACGCACUGUAUGCAGGCAGCAUCGGACUGGGUAGCGCCUGUUCGAGAGAAGGUUGCGUUACUGAGCACAUCAGUCAGGUUAACAAGCAACACCCAGGUCGGCCCCGGCCUGAAGGGAAACAAGGUGUUGGCAGGUUCGGACAUCAAACGGAACGAGGUCGUCUGUCUUUCGGCUCUUCCUUUCGUCGCAUUCCUGCCUGUUAGUCUUACGAAUACUUUCUACCAAUCUAGGUAGUUGUGGCCGGCUGAUGGAAGAAUGUGUCUCGCGGAUUCGCGCACUUGGCCGCCCACCCUCGAAGCCUUUUCCGUGGGAAAGCAAAAGAAGAAGAAAAUAGCUAAAGGAAAAGUAGAGGAGGGGGGUCCCAUAAAAACUCCCUCAUGAUAAAGUAUAAUAACGUUUGGCGCUACCGAGGAGGAGGACGACAGGUCUGGUCUUUCACCGAUGC
Molecule: messenger RNA, 889 nt
Organism: Colletotrichum navitas
Lineage: Eukaryota; Fungi; Ascomycota; Sordariomycetes; Glomerellales; Glomerellaceae
Exons: 1
Coding region: 340-678 (112 amino acids)
Source: RefSeq, a predicted model, not a curated record